Messenger RNA from Mobula hypostoma (lesser devil ray), 1404 nucleotides. RefSeq names its product POU class 1 homeobox 1 (gene pou1f1). Gene Ontology annotation, biological process: regulation of transcription by RNA polymerase II. The record is from RefSeq and is a predicted model, not a curated record. The coding region runs from base 1 to 1404 and encodes 467 amino acids. Gene Ontology annotation, molecular function: DNA-binding transcription factor activity, RNA polymerase II-specific; RNA polymerase II cis-regulatory region sequence-specific DNA binding. Lineage: Eukaryota; Metazoa; Chordata; Chondrichthyes; Myliobatiformes; Myliobatidae. The transcript has 8 exons.
AUGGGGUUCUGGACAUCUAGGAAAGAACUCCGUCAUUUUACGUCAGAUGGGUUUGUUUCAGUAAAGGAAGGGUCAACCCUGGUAGCGGUGAAAAUUCUCCGAGAUACUGCAGCUUCUCAGUCACUUAUGUUAGACAGUGUUCUAAAGAUUGGUGAUGAGACUGACACUGCUGAGGUAAAUCCUAUUCGAGGUAUUGGGUGCGGCAUUGUUCCUGUACCUCUGCACAAGGUAAUUUUGAAGUCAGAGUUAGUUUCAGGACUUGUUAAAAUAGUACUACGGCCCAGUUUACCGGUGGAAGUAACUACAGCUAUAGCCAAAAAGCUUACCAAUGCAGGUGGUCCUGUGCAGCCUGAUUCGGCUACUUAUGAUAGCUCAAACAGGGAAUCAGAUUUUGACGACUUGUCAGGGACUUUUCUGCCUUCAUUGUUUCACCAGGAUCCAGGUAUUAAAUCUGAUAAUAAAGAUUUAUCUCUGUCUAGGAAGGAGUUUAUAGCAGAACAGAGCAGAGACCCUGAGAUUGAAGCUUUAAGAGAAAAAGCUGUCUCAGCUCUUAGUUCAGAGACCUCGCUGCUACUGACAAUGCACCAUCCAAAUGCCGCUGAAUGCUUCUCCGGCCCCAACCAGGGAAUCAGUGUGGUUUCAACAGCCACCGGACUCCAUUACUCCAUGCCAUCUUGCCAUUAUGGGAGUCAACAAUCUCCUUAUGGGGUUAUGACGGGUGGCCUUGCUCCGUGUCUGUAUAAACUGCCCGAGCAUGCAUUGAGCACCUCUUCCUGUAACCUGGGCCAUGGAUUUACUUCCUUACAUCAGUCAGUCCUAUGCGAGGAAUCCAUUGCCGUGGACUUCAAACAGGAUUUCCGAAAAAAGAAUAAAAGUACCGAGGACCCGGUUGCAGCGGAUUCGCCAGAAAUCAAAGAACUAGAGAUGUUUGCAGCUCAGUUUAAAUUAAGAAGAAUAAAGUUGGGUUACACACAGACAAAUGUUGGAGAGGCGCUUGCUGCUGUGCAUGGCUCAGAAUUUAGCCAAACAACAAUUUGUCGCUUUGAAAAUUUACAAUUGAGCUUUAAAAAUGCUUGCAAACUUAAAUCCAUCCUUUCCAAAUGGUUAGAUGAAGCAGAACAAAUAGGAGUUUUAAAUAAUGAAAGGGCAGGAACAACUGAAAGGAAAAGAAAAAGAAGGACUACAAUCAGCAUGCUCGCAAAAGAAACACUAGAGACACACUUUGGACAUCAAAGUAAACCUUCCUCCCAGGAGAUCAUGCAAAUGGCAGAAAGUCUAAACCUGGAGAAAGAAGUCAUACGAGUCUGGUUCUGUAACCGACGGCAAAGGGAAAAACGAGUGAAGACAAGCUUACACUACAAUUCAUUUUGUUUUUCCUUCAAAGAGCACCUUGAUUGUAGAUAA